GACCAAAUCACAGUGCAGUGUACUACUGUGCAGCUAGCAAAGCACACUGACAGAAAUCCCCUCUGAGCUUUACAAAAACUCUUCACCAUCUUUUAUCAUGGUUUCAAAUAAUACGUGGAAUAUACUCCUCACAGACACCUGCUUUUGUGGUUGCAUUUUGGUUUGAUUCAGUUGUGUCAUUAUUAGCUAAUACAAGCUGGUUUCUAUUCUAUUGGUUUACUCUUAUUUAAACUAGACAAGACUAAAACAUAAUGAAAAAGCAAAAAGGAAGAGCCUCGAUAAUUAUCAGUUUUAUAUGCAACUACAUGAAGCCACUCCUCCUUUCUACAUCAUGAUGGCUUCCUUCUUAAAUGUGACUGAGUUUAGGGAGAAAGCACAAACAACAGAGACCCUGUCGUCACUUAACCAAUACUACAUUUCAUCCAUGAUUUAACUCAGUGCUCCAUGUCAGAUCUUCAAAUGAUGAUUCGAUUUCUGUUCUGCUAUUUCCUCACAGCAGGUAUUUCACUGGGGGUUCAGAUCCAUCAGUCUCCCUCUGCUGUCAUCGGAAAGGCCGGUGGUAAUGUUCAACUUUCCUGCACACAUGGACAAAGUAACUACAGAGUGAUGCUGUGGUACCAACACACACCUGGAGACAGAGCACUGAAACUUAUUGGAUAUGGAUAUGCACAGUUCAGUAAUAACAGCGUGGAAGAGCCGUUUAGAAAACACUUCAAAUUAGCUGGAGAUCUGAGUGGAGACAACAAAAAUGGUUCACUUUCCAUAAUCAAUCUGAAAGCACUUGAACACAGCGCAGUGUACUUCUGUGCUGCAAGAGAGGCACACAGAGACUCAGGCUGGUUCUUCACAUUCAACAUGAUGCCAUCUCAACUCAUCGUUUCCAUCAUCACUUUGUUCUGGGUUAGAGGAGUUUAUCUCAGUAAAGAAAAACAAGUAUUUCAGACUCCAACUGAGCUGUUGGUGAAACCAAAAGAUGGAGUCAACUUGAGCCUCACACAUAAAAUCCCGAGCUAUGACACUGUUCUCUGGUAUCAGCGCUCACCAGGAAAUACUUCCCUAAAGCUCAUCGGCUACAUGUCUUAUAAAAAUCCUAAGGUUGAGUCAGAAUUUCAAAUUCACUUCAAUGUGAGUGGAGACGGAGAGAAAACAGCUUAUCUUCACAUCCUGAACCCGAGACACCCUGAAGAAAGUGGAGAAUAUUUUGGAGCAGCAAGUAUAUACACAGCAAUAAAGACAGUGACUCUCUCAUACAAAAACCUCCACAAUGAUCCAGCAGAGAACAGCACACCAACAGGAAACCACUGGAACCACCUCACAGUAUCAACUGGUUCAUUAGAAUCUAUUUAUUUGUUCCUUUUAGCAUUGCACUGAAGUGAAGUUGACAUU
Molecule: messenger RNA, 1386 nt
Organism: Dicentrarchus labrax (European seabass)
Lineage: Eukaryota; Metazoa; Chordata; Actinopteri; Moronidae
Exons: 4
Coding region: 445-1371 (308 amino acids)
Biological process (GO): cell surface receptor signaling pathway
Cellular component (GO): plasma membrane
Source: RefSeq, a predicted model, not a curated record